Molecule: messenger RNA, 2731 nt
Organism: Brassica oleracea var. oleracea
Lineage: Eukaryota; Viridiplantae; Streptophyta; Magnoliopsida; Brassicales; Brassicaceae
Exons: 14
Coding region: 232-2490 (752 amino acids)
Biological process (GO): autophagy
Cellular component (GO): intracellular membrane-bounded organelle
Molecular function (GO): protein binding
Source: RefSeq, a predicted model, not a curated record
GAUCUUUUAAUGUCGAGCAGACCAGACCGCAUUGGCAUCGUGUUUCUCCUCCUUGUAGGUUUCUUCCAUCAAUAAUCAAACCCAUCACGACCCGUCGGAGCCGCCGCCGGAGAGGAUAUUCAGCAGAUUAGAUCGGCGAAUUGAGCCUCCUACUCUUCCCAAGGAGAUCGCCGAUUUAGAGUUUCGUCCUCGCAUCGAUAUGGAUUCGCUCUGAAUUUUCGGGCUUUAGAGAUGACGGAACCUAUGUGGUCACACGAUCAACCUUCUCCUCGGUCUCCGAUACCAUCACCAUCACCACUGGCUAAUCCCCAUCGCCAAAGGUGUAGGAGCGUCUUCAAGUUACUGGUCCAAAGAGAGAUUUCACCUAAAACGAAGUUUGUGCCAAGGAAACGACUGGGAGUUAACCGAUGCGGUGCUGAUUCGUCUUGCGGAACUAGUAGCCAACCAGUGAGCGAGCUGGGACAUAAUCUUAUUUCAUGGGUUGAGGCAGAGUCAUUGCAUCAUUUAUCUGCUGAGUACUGUCCUCUUGUGCCUCCUCCAAGGUCGACUAUUGCAGCAGCUUUUAGUUCUGAUGGAAGAACUCUUGCUUCUACACAUGGUGACCACACUGUAAAGAUUAUUGAUUGUGAGACAGGGAAAUGCUUGAAAGUUCUGAGCGGCCAUCGGAGGACACCCUGGGUGGUUAGAUUCCACCCGCGCCACUCAGAGAUAGUUGCUAGUGGAAGUUUAGAUCAUGAGGUGCGCUUAUGGAAUGCAAAAACUUCGGAGUGUAUUAGAUCUCAUGAUUUCUAUAAACCUAUUGCUUCUAUAGCUUUCCACGCUGGAGGUGAUUUACUUGCUGUUGCAUCUGGUCAUAAGUUGCACAUAUGGGAUUACAAUAAGAGAGGGGAGGACUCAUCGCCAGCGAUUGUAUUGAAGACAAGGCGUUCUCUGAGAGCUGUACACUUUCAUCCACAUGGGGUCCCUCUUCUCUUGACAGCAGAGGUGACUGACAUUGAUUCAUCAGACUCCGCAAUGUCCAGAGCAACAUCUCCAGGCUAUCUGCGGUAUCCGCCACCUGCUAUUUUCUUCACCAACACGCAGAGUGGCGGUCGUACUAGCGUGGCAGCUGAACUGCCACUUGUGCCAUUACCUUACCUGGUUUUGCCUUCAUAUUCUGCUGAUGAUCCAAGAAGCCAACAGCCAACUGGUACUACUGGUCAAAGGAAUGCACAACAAUCAAGGUUUCAGAGUAUUCAAAGUUCCAGCAGAACAAUGUCUCCUCCUACUCUUCCCUUGUCUAUGUCCGGUGAUCUUGCUGCCCAAGCUGGAGGUAGAACUUCGGCCACUGCAGUUGAUGCCAUGGAUAUAGAUGAAGCUCAACCUAUUGGAAGAAAUAGAAUUCCCAGUCAAGUCUUAAGUCAAUCAGAGCAAUUAGUUCACCUCAGAGACAGAGUUUCAUGGGAGGUACCUUUUCUACAAGGGUGGUUGAUGGCUCAGAGCCAGGCUGGUGCUAACUCAGGGGUCCUUUCUACUGGUAGUAGUGGUCAGGCCAGUUCAGCUCCGCAUAUAGGUUCAUCCACAGCUAGUCUAGAGGCUGCAGUAGCGUCAUUAGAAAUUCCUGGUGGCGUUAACUUAUAUGGGGCUUCUGCAAGAGGAGACUCCCGGGACCGAGUUUCACAGUCCCGGUUUGCAGGAUCUGGUUUAGCUACUCAACACCACCAAGGAACUGAUGCCCAACCUGUGGUAAACAGAAUCCCCUCUGAACUGGCUUCUUCCAUUGCUGCUGCAGAGCUGCCUUGUACUGUCAAACUGAGAGUGUGGUCACAUGACAUCAAAGACCCGUGUGCAAUACUCAAGUCCGACAAAUGCCGACUGACAAUACAUCACGCUGUUCUUUGCAGUGAAAUGGGAGCUCAUUUCUCGCCAUGUGGGAGAUAUCUAGCAGCCUGUGUUGCGUGUGUUAUUCCUCAUGGUGAGACAGAUCCUGGUUUGCAGACUCUGGUCCAGCAAGAUUCGGGGCUUGCAACUUCCCCUACUCGACAUCCUGUCACAGCACAUCAAGUCAUGUAUGAACUUCGUGUGUAUUCUCUCGAAAAGGAAACAUUUGGUUCAGUACUUGUGUCAAGGGCAAUUAGGGCUGCACAUUGCUUGACCUCUAUCCAGUUCUCACCAAACUCCGAGCACAUAUUGCUCGCAUACGGUCGGCGUCAUGGUUCUCUUUUGAAGAGCAUUGUGAGUGAUGGAGAAACAACAUCACAUUUUUUCACUGUGUUGGAGAUUUACAGAGUUUCAGACAUGGAACUGGUGAGAAUACUACCUAGCUCAGAGGAUGAAGUUAAUGUUGCUUGCUUUCAUCCUUCACCUGGAGGAGGUCUUGUUUAUGGAACAAAGGAGGGGAAGCUUAGGAUCUUCCGGUACAACACAGCUGUUGCGUCUAACCUCAUCGCACCCAACAGCUCACCUGAGAAGAACCUUACCGAGGUGCAGACUUAUGCAUUAGAAUGCUAGACAGAGAAGAAUUCAGAUCUCAGCCGUUAUAUAUACAUACUCAUAGUCGGAUGUUAUCUUUUUUAUACGAUGGAAGGUCGCAACGUUCUCAGUUUGCUACCUAAGUUUGAAGCAGGUUUCUUAGUCAGUUAUUUGAAAAGACUGCAGAAAAAUGUUCAAAAAAGAUUGUUGUUGUAGCUUUGUAACUAAGUUUGUAACCACGUUCUUCCUUUAUAAGUUUAUCUUUACUUGUUUGAUUAUC